AUGCUGAAGAAGCCCAAGCAUGCAUCGGCCAUGACGAUCCCGGCUGCGGUCAUCGGGUCGCUCGUCGAGUACAUGGACGCGCGCCUGGACGCCAAGGCCAUCCUCUUGGCCAUCCCUCACGACGAGCUCACGGCGCCGCUGGCCGCGCUCCGCCGGCUCAUGACCACCGCGAAGGCCUUUGACGGGCAGUGGCCCAUGGUUAAUCCCGAGUUCGUCCCGGACGACUACAUUCAACUCGUCUUCGUCGCGCUCCCCGUUAUUCCGAAGUUGCAGGUCAACUCGGUAUGGUGCAUGGAAGAUCAACUCCGCGACUGCGACCUCGACGUGGCGACUGUGUUAGCCGCACUGACGCCCAAGCUCACGGCGAUGGUUUUCUGGUACACGGAUCCGUUUGAAAAGCCGCCCUUGCGAUCAUUUUUGCCGAUGUGCACGCGGCUCGUGCACGUCUCCGUCUACGAGCGCGAUAUCGCUGCAGCAGUAUUGCCGCUGCUGCCGCCGAGCGUUUGCGAGUUGUCUCUUCAUGGCCAAGAGUAUGGCCCCGAUGAUCUCGCGGCCCUGUCACGGUGGCUCAAGACGGGGCGUGCCAAACGCCUCGUUUUGAAUCAGUUCAACUCGGAAACAAGUGCUGGUGCCAUGGCCGAGAUGCUGGCGACGACCGCCUCCGUCACAAGCGUGGCGUUGAUCGACUCCGACGGCCUCAUCCAUGCUCUUGCGGCGGCACAACGUCCUCUCUGGCAUUUCACGGACGUCAAAAUCGAUACGGACAACGACAUCGACUGGGCCGGCAUCCUCAUAUUGCUUUUGGAUCUCUCCAAGCUCACACGCCUCGUGGCUGACGCCCUUGGUGACUGGAGCUGGUUCGUCUCGCUCUUGAAGAUGCCGCUUCUUCAAGAGCUGGCACUCCGGUCCAUUACGCUCACGGUGUCACGAGCCACCCUCUCCGACCUUUGA
This is a messenger RNA of Saprolegnia parasitica CBS 223.65, 951 nucleotides long. RefSeq lists its product as hypothetical. The transcript is spliced from 2 exons. The coding region runs from base 1 to 951 and encodes 316 amino acids. The record is from RefSeq and is a predicted model, not a curated record. NCBI's taxonomy places the organism in Eukaryota, Oomycota, Saprolegniomycetes, Saprolegniales, Saprolegniaceae.